Messenger RNA from Aureobasidium musti, 1491 nucleotides. Lineage: Eukaryota; Fungi; Ascomycota; Dothideomycetes; Dothideales; Saccotheciaceae. The record is from the annotation of a GenBank genome assembly.
AUGAGCGGUCGUGAGUCUACACCCUGUAACGCNAACGUGCUCCGCAGCAAUACCUUUGCAGUCUCGCAACACGUACAGUGCUGGCGCAAUGGAGCACUACGAUUCCUCGACUUGGUGAAGCCUUUCACCCCCCUCAUCCCUGAGAUCGCUGUCCCCGAGACCAAGACUNNCCCCUUCCAGCAGCGCCUGAUAUGGACUGGUGUCACUCUCCUGAUCUUCCUGGUCAUGUCACAGAUGCCCCUCUACGGCAUUGUGUCCUCUGGUGAGCUACAGGCAUACAAUCUGGCACGCGACAGCAAUACUGAUGCAGUCUANGACACCUCUGACCCGCUCUACUGGCUCAGAAUGAUGAUGGCCAGUAACAGAGGUACCCUCAUGGAGUUGGGUAUCACCCCUAUUAUUUCUUCCGGCAUGGUCUUCCAGCUUCUUGCUGGUACCCACCUCAUCGACGUCAACCUUGACCUCAAGGCCGACCGCGAGCUUUACCAGACUGCCCAGAAGCCCUCCGACCUCGGUGCUGGUAUCUGCGUUCUCCUCGUUGUCCAGCUUCUUACCGCCGCUCUGAUCGUCAUCCUCCUCGAUGAGCUCCUCCAGAAGGGCUACGGUCUCGGCAGUGGUAUCUCGCUCUUCAUCGCUACCAACAUUUGCGAGUCGAUCGUCUGGAAGGCUUUCUCGCCCACCACCAUCAACACUGGCAGAGGUCCUGAGUUCGAGGGUGCCAUCAUCGCUCUUGUCCACCUUUUGGUCACCUGGCCCAACAAGCAGCUUGCCCUCAAGGAGGCCUUCUACCGCCAGAACCUGCCCAACGUCAUGAACUUGAUCGCUACCAUUGCCGUCUUCAGCGCCGUCAUCUACCUCCAGGGUUUCCGUGUCGAGAUCCCCGUCAAGUCCUCGCGCCAGCGCGGUAUGCGCGGUUCUUACCCCGUCCGUCUCUUCUACACCUCCAACAUGCCCAUCAUGCUUCAGUCGGCUCUCUCUUCCAACGUCUUCCUUGUCAGUCAGAUGCUCUACUCUCGCUUCAGCGACAACCUUUUGGUUAAGAUGAUCGGAGUUUGGGAGGCUCGCGAGGGCUCUGCUCAGAUGCUCCCUAUUUCCGGUCUUGUCUACUACAUGUCCCCUCCCCUCAACUUCAAGGAUGCCCUUCUUGACCCCGUCCACACUGCUCUCUUCAUCGCCUACAUGCUCAUUGCAUGCGCCGCCUUCUCCAAGACCUGGAUUGAGGUUUCGGGUUCCAGCCCUCGUGAUGUUGCCAAGCAGCUCAAGGAGCAGGGUCUUGUUAUGGCCGGUCACCGUGACGAGUCCAUGUACCGUGAGCUUAAGCGUGUCAUCCCUACUGCUGCUGCCUUCGGUGGUGCCUGCAUUGGUGCUCUCUCCAUUGUCAGUGACCUUGUCGGCGCUCUUGGCAGCGGUACUGCNAUCAUCUACUCUUACUUCGAGAUCGCUGCCAAGGAGGGCGACAUGUCCGGCCUUAAGGGCAUGGUCAUGGGUUAA